Meloidogyne enterolobii is the source of this 399-nucleotide messenger RNA. The record is from the annotation of a GenBank genome assembly. NCBI's taxonomy places the organism in Eukaryota, Metazoa, Nematoda, Chromadorea, Rhabditida, Meloidogynidae.
CUCAAAAUGAAUUCAACAAAAACAACCAACAUGAAUAACAAACAUUCCUCUCAUUUUCCUCGUAAAAAAUAUUGUAAAAGUAUUAACAACAUAAUUAAUAAUAAAAUAAAUAAAACAUUAAAAACAACAUUAAUUAAAGAAAAUUCUUCGUCAUUUUUAGUUUCUAAUUUAAUUGAAAAUAAAAAUUUAGAGGAAGGAAUAGAACAGAAAUUAAAUAAAAAUGAAGAAAAAAAUGAAAAAAUAAAUAAAAAUAAUGAAGAAAAAAUUAAUUUUGAAGAGGAGGUUGAGGAUUUAAUUGAAUUAAAUAAUGAUUUGUCUGAUUCUGAUGAUAAAAAUGAAAUGAAGAAUACAUCGACAGAGUUGCUUAUAGCGGCUUUUGGUAAGGAAAAAAUUUUUUAA